Molecule: messenger RNA, 3739 nt
Organism: Anolis carolinensis (green anole)
Lineage: Eukaryota; Metazoa; Chordata; Lepidosauria; Squamata; Anolidae
Gene: pomk
Product: protein O-mannose kinase
Exons: 3
Coding region: 332-1510 (392 amino acids)
Biological process (GO): protein phosphorylation; protein O-linked glycosylation; carbohydrate phosphorylation
Cellular component (GO): endoplasmic reticulum membrane
Molecular function (GO): protein kinase activity; carbohydrate kinase activity; ATP binding
Source: RefSeq, a predicted model, not a curated record
AUAAAACAUUGUGAAUUAACACAGCUUGGCACCCGUGGGACUGCUAUGUCUCAAUGCGAUGGGAUAUUGGGAUAUGCGGUUUGGUGAGGCACCAGCACUUUUGGACAGAGAAGGCUAAAGACCUAGUAAAACUUCAGCUCUCAGGAUUCGACAGUUAAGGUGGUGUCAAACUGCAUUAAUUCUGCAGUGUAGACGCACUCUUAGCCUUCCAUCUACCCCCCCUCCCCCUUUCCCCUUCUUUUCUUCUGCUCCAUUUUCUUCGGAGGAGUUCGCAGUGUCAAAUGAAGCGGGGAGCAUGGAGUGUAUAUGAUUCUACUCUUUUAAAAUCUCUAUGAACAGAGCGAGGUCUGCUGCUCACGUGUCCAAAGAGCGGGAUUCUGGGAACAUUACUCCAUGCCUGCUGCCAGGCGCCCAAAGCGGUCCUUUGCAGGAAAAUUUGAAAGAUGAUGCUUUCAGCAUGGAGAAAAAAUCAUAUGAUGUGAAAACUGAUCCUGUGCAAAAGUUGAUUUCUCCAGCCUUGAUUCUCCUUCUGGUUGUACUGCUUGUGAAUUUGUUCCUCUACCAAUACUUCAGCAAUGUGUAUUUUUCCUAUGGCCAGAUCAGUGUAGAGCACAAUUUGUGUCCACAUGGUUAUUUCAGAUUGGGAUCCCUGAAGAAUUGUACACCGUGGUUGUCCUGUGAGGCCAUAACAAGAGAAGUUCGCAGACUGAAACGUGUUGGUGAAGGUGCUGUGAAAAAGGUUUUCCUUUCUGAAUGGAAGGAAAACAAAGUGGCCCUUUCUCAACUGACUGUUCCAGAACUGCAAGAAGACUUUAUUCAUGGACUUCACAUGCUGAAAUCUUUACAAAGCAAGCAUGUGGUCAAACUACUUGGAUACUGCGAGGAGGAGUUUGUGGUUCUUACCGAAUAUCAUCCAUUUGGUUCCCUGAAGAAUCUGAAUGAGAUACUGAACCUUCCAAAAUAUAAGAACUCAAACACCUGGUAUAACAGGUUCCUGCUGGCCAUAGACUAUGUGAGCAUCAUCCACUACCUGCACAAUAGUCCUCUGGGCACUUUUGUGAUGUGUGACUCUAGUGACUUGGAUAAAGUUCUUUCACAGUACUUGUUGACAAGUAGCUUUCAUGUUGUUGUGAAUGACUUGGAUGCCCUGCCUCUUGUGAACAGAAAGGCUGGGCAACUGAUUAAAUGUGGCCACCGGGAGUUACAAGGUGAGUUUGUUGCUCCUGAGCAGCUUUGGCCUUAUGGUGAGGAUGUGCCUUUUGAAGACAGCCUCAUGCCUCCAUAUGAUGAAAUGACAGAUAUAUGGAAAAUCCCGGAUGUUUCCAACUUUCUCUUAGGUGAUGUUGAUGGGAGCGAUCUUGUCCGGUUUCAUCUGUUCGACAUUCAUUUGGAGUGUAAGAAAAGCCCAGCUGAAAGACCAUCCGCACAGAUGGUUCUUGACACAUACCGAAAAGUGCUAGCAUUACUUGUUAAAGAAACAGUUAUACCAGGUAUAAGGGACAUGUUAUAAGAAAUACUCAUGAGCAUGUUUUGAUACAAUAACAAGAACUGAGUGUAUUUCACAUUUUUUGUAGCUUGACUUUGAAAAAUACAUGGGGAUGCUUGGGAAAUAGAAACAGAAAUGAUGAAACUCCAAAACAGUUUAUUUAAAAAAAUUAUGUAAUGGAAGUCCCUUCUACACUGCCAUAUAAAAUCCAGAUUAUCUGUUUUGAACUGGAUUAUAUGGCAGUGUAUACUCAUAUAAUCCAGUUCAAAGUAGUUAAUGUGGAUUAUCUGCUUUGAUAAUCUGGAUUAUAUAGUGUAGAAGGGUCCUAUGUCAAGUUGGCACAGGUAUGCUAAAAGGAGAGAUGUAACAAAGUGUUUCAUAGAGUUGAUACGAGUGUUUCUUGUUCUUUCUUAUGAUAGAAAGCAAUUGCUUGUGUUUGUCUGUUUUGUAGCAUUUUUAAAUUAUGUACCCUUCUAAUAUCUAUCUUUCAUCUCAGCACCAAUUUUCCUUAGGAUUUAUUUUAUACUUAUUGUUAAGGUGGCUUGAAUCAACUCUUGUUAUUAACAUGUAUGAUAGGUAAAUGUAAAGGUUUUCCCCUGACAUUAAGUCUAGUUGUGUCCAACUCUGGGGGUGUGGUGCUCAUCUCAGUUACUAAGCCGAAGAGCCGGCGUUGUCCGUAGACCCCCCCAAGGUCAUGUGGCCGUAUGACUGCAUGGAGCACCGUUACCUUCUCACCGGAGCAGUACCUAUUGAUCUACUCACAUUUGCAUGUUUUCGAACUGCUAGGUUGGCAGAAGUUGGGGCUAACAGCAGGAGCUCACUCUGCUCUCCGGAUUUGAACCUGUGACCUUUUGGUUCUCAAAUUCUACAGUAUGAUACAUGUAGCAAAAUCGAAUGAUUCUGUAUCUAGCUGUGACUGGUGCAGAAAUACAUCACAAUUCCAGAGGUUACUGUUGCCACUUUUGGGCAGAUUGCAUGUUGUAAAGCAAAGACACCUCUACUAAUGUAUGUAUGACUGAGCAUCCACCAGAGAAACCAGUGGGAGGGGUCCUUAAUCCUUCCUUUGCACACAGUUCCCCCCUGCCACCCCAUCUCUUUGCACACUCUAAAAUGGAGAGUGAUUCAGCUAGGGAAACUACCGGUAUUUACAGGGGAUAAUUGGAAGUUACAGGAAGGUUAAGUUGUCUUAUACGAUCAAGGUGGAUUUGUAGUGAAAAAAAUAAUAUUAAUUUAACUCCAUUUGAAUAAUUUUUGAAGCAUUACUCUAUUCCCUAAACUAGGGCUUCUUAAUCUUCUCCCAUUUAUGAUCCUUUUCCAUCCAAGAAAUGUUUAUGUGACCCCAGGUAAAUAAAAUAGGGAUAUAAAUGAAACAUUUACUGAUAAUAAAUCAGCCCUUACAAGGCUUGCUAAAUAGGCUCAUUUUCCUUUUUGUGUAGUAUAGCUGGAGCAUUUUCUUCAGCAUCCACUGCAAACACUGAACAUCAUUAAUAACAGAUUUAUGUAAAUGGAUGGCUUUCAGAAACCUUUUACUGUUGCCAAAUUUUUGUGACCCCAACAUUGAGCUAAAAGAAUUCCAUUUGAGGUCCUGACCCACAGUUUAAGAAGCAGUGUCCUAAACAAUGAUGCAGUCUGAGUAUUAUUAUUAUUAUUAUUAUUAUUAUUAAACUUUAUUUGUACCCCGCUAGCAUCUCCCGAAGGACUCGAUGCGGCUUACAAAGGCCAAGGCCUCAACACACAAUAUAACAAUACAAAACAAAAAGCAAAUUAAAAACAAUUAAAACAGUAUAAACAACAAGCAAUAACAAUACGCUAAAACACAAUAGAACUGGGCCGGGCCAGAGUAAUGGGUACAAGAUGAAAAGUGCUGAUGUGACAGGUGAUAUAUAAUGUAUUACUCCAUGCUAAUUUACCCCAGAAGUAGUAUUAAUGCCAGGAUGGGAACAAUGCUGGGACCUUCAAUUGAAAUACAUCUUGAAUGUCACACCUUCCUUUCUUUUUGAUUUAUACUUUGUUGCAUUCUUACAAGCAGGUCAGUUUGUUGCAAUAUGUACAUCUUUUUAUCUGAAGAUCAGAUGUCUUUAAAAUAUUCUCCUACAGAGUUUUAUGACCAAACUCACCAUUGACAUUUGUGAGUAUAGAUGGAUGAGAACUGUCAAAUCUUAUCUUUGUUUCUUUUAACCAUUUUUGUUCCUUUUUGCUUCCUCUUGUGUUUUAACAUACACACAAAAAGUAGCAAAUAAAAUAUAAAAUAGA